Messenger RNA from Chaetura pelagica (chimney swift), 1155 nucleotides. RefSeq names its product single immunoglobulin and toll-interleukin 1 receptor (TIR) domain (gene SIGIRR). The record is from RefSeq and is a predicted model, not a curated record. NCBI's taxonomy places the organism in Eukaryota, Metazoa, Chordata, Aves, Apodiformes, Apodidae. The transcript has 10 exons. Gene Ontology annotation, biological process: signal transduction.
AUGGUGCUGGCUCUGCUGGAGCAGGCUCUGCUGGAGCAGGCUCUGAAGGAGCAGGCUCUGAAGGAGCAGGCUCUGGUGUUUUCCCUGGCACGGCUGCGAGGAGGAGGUGUGCUGCCUCAUCUGAACCCCCGGGCACGGAGAAACCCCGUUCAUGCUUUAGGUACAAUCACCUUCCAGCUGCCCGAGCUGAACACGUUACAAUCGUCCCUCGUGUACCUUGACCCGCGGCUUCACCCCGCGCCCGGCACCUGCGGGUUUGCCCAGAAUGGCUCGGAGCAGCUCCUUGCCACCGUGCUGCAGCUCAACCUCACGCACGACACCGACUUUGGGGUGUUCUCCUGCUGGGUCAGCAAUGCCACGGCCACCUUCACCCUGCGGCGAGUGGAGGCAGCAGGGCAUGUGCUCGUGGUGCUGGCCUCCCUCCUGGUCCUGCUGCUCCUGGUGCUCCUGGCUGGGCUCUACAUCCGGUGCCGCCUCAGCCUGCUCCUCUGGUACCGGAACCGCUACGGAGAGCUGGAGAUCAACGAUGGGAAGCUCUACGAUGCCUACGUCUCCCACGCCCCUGCCCCAGACGACCGAAAGUUUGUCCACUUCAUCGUGAAGCCGCAGCUGGAGAACCGCUACGGCUAAAAGCUCUUCCUGGAUGAGCAAAACAUCCUGCCCAACUCAGAGCCCUCGGCCGACCUGAUCAUGAACGUGAGCCGGUGCCGGCGGCUGAUCGUGGUCCUCUCCAUCGCCUACCUGGAGCAAGAAUGGUGCAACAGCAGCUUCAGGGAAGGGCUCUGGAGGCUGCUGGAGCUUUCCAAGAAACCCAUCUUCAUCAUCUUUGAGAGCCAGUACCGGGAGAUCACCCACCCAGCCAUCAGCCUGCUGAAGCAGCACCGGAACAUCAUCACCCUGCUGGUGUGGCGAGCGGGCUCCAUGACCCCCUCAUCAGACUUCUGGAAGGAGCUGUGCCUGGCCCUGCCCCGCAAGAUCUCUUUCCAGGGGACCAUGGGGGACCCGCAGACCCAGCUGCAGGAGGACAAGGACCCCAUGCUGAUCCUGCACAGCAACUACCUGGACAGCAGUGGAGACCUCAACCCAGACGGGGACCUCGGCACAGGCCUCCGAGGGUACGUGUUUGGAAGGGGCACAGCCAAAAGCAGUCAGUAG